Neurospora hispaniola is the source of this 1251-nucleotide messenger RNA. RefSeq lists its product as uncharacterized. The record is from RefSeq and is a predicted model, not a curated record. The transcript has a single exon. The coding region runs from base 485 to 832 and encodes 115 amino acids. NCBI's taxonomy places the organism in Eukaryota, Fungi, Ascomycota, Sordariomycetes, Sordariales, Sordariaceae.
CUCUGUCGAGGCAUCUCAAUUGUUUCAGACACACGCGCGUACUUGUUGGCUUGACUGCCCAUCCUAACAAAAUCCACUGAAAUAUCAGCGAAAUGAGGUUAUGAGUUCUGCCUCUAAUUCAAAAUAAAGUAGACUUUGAAGUAAGGACCAUCUUCGCGGUACAUCCAGGGCAGCGCGUGGAGGGAUUGGGCUACAGCGCAGGGCAGUGACCAACAUUCUUCAAUACCGCCGCUGUCGAUGAGAUGUCAAUUUUCCAUCCACACUACUUUACGUAGCGAUGUGUCAUAGUAUGCUAGAAGCAACUGAGUUGAACCAAGAUGGUGAGGCAUUCGCGCGUGACAAAGAGAAUAUUCACUCCCGAUUUCCAACCUUAUAACUAUAACCUCCUACCCCAGCCAAGCCCAGACCGUCAAGCUUUCCACCGAGUGUACCUUUAUUAUCGACUUAGUCUACCAAGCACUCACCAAAGACGAACGACCUCAAAAUGCAUUUCCCACUCCUUCCCCCCACUCUCGCCCACAUUCUCACCACUCUCGCCACCCUCAUCCCCACCAUCUCCGCCGCUACCAUCGCCAACACCGACCCCAGCCAAAAGCCCAUGAUAGACACAUUCCGCAAGUCCUGUGUAAACUGGCAAGUCGACUCCAAAGCCUGCGCCCUCUCCGGCAUCUGCAAGCUCACCGACGACUCCCAUGAGGCAUCCCACCCGAGACUGCACGGAUGGCGCGAGACGAAGCUGGAUCUGAACCAGUGUAUCUGGUUUGAUGCCAAGGAGAGUAAACUCAAGUGGUUUGAGGAGAGAGACGGAAAGGUGGAGGAUUUAUCUGGGUAAGGAGUCCACACCUAGCUUGUAAUAUGAUGGGAUGGGAUGGGAAUGGGAAUGGGAGCUGACAAAGUGAGAAAACAGGACGGCCAACUUUUGUAGGGAUUUUUGCGAUUGCUGGCUUUAUGGAGGGGGGGUAUCAGGGGAUAUGUUGGCUUGUAUCUGUGAUUCGGGGAGUCAUAAGAGGGAUACGUGGAGUUCGUUGAAUUUGAGUAGGUUCAUUCUUUCAGUUCUUUUGAUGGGCGAAGCUGACUUGUAUGUAGCGGAACGGAUUGCGAAUGGCGGAGGGCAUUUUGAGUGCUUUGGGCGCAAGGGAAACUAGAAGGAGUAGGUGAAGUGAGUAAGGGACUUCAAUGGACGAAGAGCGCGACGGGCAGAGAGAAAAAUAACCAAGAAAAGCGUUAAUAAUUCAGCAUCUUUGAUUUUUG